AUUUCACUUAACAAGAAAUUAAUUAAUCUUUCCUGUUUGUCGUUGUUGUGAAUAGACGAUCAAAACAUUAAAAACGUACACUGUUCAAGCUCGAUGGACGAUGGAAGAUCGCCUACCGACGCUAGAUGAGUAUUUAGAGGAAGCCGUAAACACUAGUGGGGCUAAUCUUCUCCUAGCACAGGCUUGUAUUGGGAUGGAAGAGGCAGGGAUUGAAGCAUUUGAAUGGAUUGCAAGAGGUGAAGGUAAAACACUUCAUGGAAUGAAUGUCAUCGGCCGUUUAUACAUGAUAUUGUGUCAAACGAGGAUGAAGAAAAGAGAGGGCUUGUGGCUGGGCUCAAUUGUUACAUAGAGGAGCAUGGCGUUUCCAGAGAGGAGGCAAUUGAAGCGUGUAGGGGAAGAGCUCGGAAUGCAUGGAAGGAACUGAACGAGGAUUGGUUGAUGAGGCCAACUAUUGUUCCCAGGAAAAUCCUGCUCCGAGCUUUUAAUAUAGCUCGUGUUGUAGAUCUCACUUACAAGGAUGCCGAUGGACUUACAUAUUCCGAAGAAGUUCUCAAAGACUACAUCCUCAAACUGUUCGUGGAGCCGAUUCCACUUUAAGAUCCACUUUCAAAGCGAUUUAGUAUAUGCAUGUGGCAAUCCCAAAAAAAAUACAUAAAUAAUAAGCUUGGAUACCACUAGAAACAACCUUUGAGAUAUGUAUUUCAGACACCUGAGAUUCAGUAAUAUUAAUUGUUUGGAUCGAACGUUAUGCGUGCUUUUCU
Rubroshorea leprosula is the source of this 761-nucleotide messenger RNA. The record is from the annotation of a GenBank genome assembly. Lineage: Eukaryota; Viridiplantae; Streptophyta; Magnoliopsida; Malvales; Dipterocarpaceae.